AGUUAGUCUUGUCCAUUGUAUUCAUUGUAAUUCAUCAUCACCAUGGCCAAAGAUGCUGUUUGGAUAAUUGUCACCAUACCAAAGAAAGAAUAUGAAAAGAUCUUAAAUGAGAAAAAUUAUCACAAAAAAAGUAAAUAUGAAGGAAUGUUACAGAUCAAGAGCUUCCCAGAUGAAGAGCCAAUGGAAAAGCAAUUGGAAACUAGUCUUCAAUCAUUGGGCAUCGAAAGUCCAUCAUGGAUAACCGAUAGAACUGGAAAUCGUUAUCAUGUCUAUUUCUCAGCUGAUCUAUACGAUAAUGAUUAUAUACUUAACCGAUUAAGAGAGAUUGGAAUAGGAGUUAAAAAGGAAACCUCAUUGGGCUACAUACCUUUUGGAUUAUUCUGGUCAACCGAAGAUGAUCUAGUUGAUUCCGAUAUAACCGAUUUAACCAAGUAUGGACUCAACAAGGAGGAGAAUCGUUUCAAGAAAGCCCAGAAAGAUUUUCUUAAAUCAGUUACAUCCCGAUUGACCGUUGCUCAGGUAGUUGAAGGUGUCCGAUCAGGAGCCUCGUUGACUUUUGAUUUUUUGGCUUACACAACGUUUGCUGGUUUUAUUGCUGCCGCUGGUUUACUUAAUAACAGUGCGGUUGAUAUCGCUGCUGCCAUGAUGAUUGAACCCAUUAUGGCAACGGUAAUGGCCAUUUGUUUUGGUUUAAUUAUUCAUGAUCGAGGUUUAGCUAAACUUGGUGCAAUUAAUUUGGUUAUUGUUCUUAUCAUUUGUGUUGUGAUUGGUUUCCUAUAUGGAAUAAUAUUUAUGACCUGGUCAACACAGUGGGAUCCUCCUCCUGAAGGUGUAUGGCCUACGCCUGAGAUGGAGGUGAGGGGAACAUGGAGAGCUUUGAUUUAUGGACUUUUACAGGCCAUGGGUGCUGGUGGAGCAGUUGCAAUCACCUUAUUGAAUGAUGCCCAGUGUCCAUUAGUUGGUGUUGCUGUUGCUUCAACUUUCCUUCCGCCUCAUAUCAAUACGGGACUAUUAUGGGCUUAUGCUUGUCAUCUACAAUGGAGAGGAUUAGGUCAAGAUUAUAUUACUUAUAAUACAACCUCUGGUCACUCAAUCAUCUCUAAACCUGCAUGGAGACCACAAGAAAAAUAUAAUGUCCAUUAUUAUGAGGAUAUGAGAUAUGAAAGUAUCGCUUUGGGUGGAGUCUCCCUACUCUUGACCUAUGUCAACGUAAUCGGAAUGAUAUUUGUUGCUUACAUUAUGUUAUGGCUUAAACAAGUUGUUCCAAUGGGUAAAAUGGACUCGAAUAAGAGAUUCUUCAAGGAAGAUAUCAAAGUUGCUCGUUAUUUCAAUCGCAAGUCAAUGGCAGUUACAGCUGAUGAUAUGAUGGGUAAACGUAUUCUUGAAGAAUGGGCGAAUAUUGCAGGUCUUGAUCCUAAUCAACUGUUAAGCCAAAAACCUGAGGCUCGAGUGACACAAUUACAAACACUCAAAGAUUUGAUCAGUGAUGUUGAAAAUGAUGACAUUUAUCAAAGUGUAACCAAAGGAGAUGGAAGGCCUGAGCAAGGAUCUCAUCUACUUCGUCGGCUCACCCAGGCCACGAUCCAUGGAUCAAGAAGAUCAAGUAUUUCCCAAGGAGCCGUUAAUCCAGCUUUCAAAGGUGACUCAGAAUUAGGAUUACCCACCAAAAGUAAACGCGGGUACACAAUCAACUCUAGUCGACGAAAUAGCUCAAAAUGGCAGAGUGAUAAUAAUAAUGAAACAAUUAACAGCGACUCUUCAUUUAAUCGAGGAUUAAGACCCGUUGAAAUGGAACCUCAUGGAAGAAGAAAAAGUUCUGUAGCCUUAAGGAGGCAACUUCAAGAAACUGAUCAUUCGCCUUUCUCAAUUUGGCCUGGAAGCUCAGCGGGAGCGGGUCGAUCUAAUGGUCGAUUUGAAGUGAGAGAAGUUCGUCGAAGGCUGAGUAGUCUUAAUCUACCAACAAUCAAUGAUCCAUUGGAGGUUCAUCGGGAAUCAAUUACAGCAACACAACUUAUCUUACCUUCAUCUAAAAUGUGACCAAUUUAUGGCAUAAUUUAUGUAAUUUAAUCAAUUAAUUGCAAUUGACAUUCAUCUUCUAAAAAGAGACAAAAUUAAUUUAACAAUUAAAAUUGUCUCCAAGUAAUAUAUCAA
Messenger RNA from Panonychus citri (citrus red mite), 2151 nucleotides. RefSeq lists its product as uncharacterized. Lineage: Eukaryota; Metazoa; Arthropoda; Arachnida; Trombidiformes; Tetranychidae. The record is from RefSeq and is a predicted model, not a curated record.